AUGAUUUUGCAUUGCCAGUUUCCGGUGAUUGCCAAACAUCUCCAUAACUGUGUGUAAACAAAACAGUUCUCUCCCCUUUCAGCUCAGCCAUGCAAAGCAGUGUGCUUACAGUGAAGCAAAAACACAAAGCCCCAUAGUAAAACACACACAGCACACAGUUAACCCUUUAAUUGCCCUUCAUGUUAACCCCUUCCUGCCCAGUGCCAUUAGUACAGUGUCAGUGCUUUUUAUUAGCACUGAUCACUGUAUUGGUGUCACUGGGGAUGUCAGUGACACCCAAUCAGUUCCUCCCAGUGUCAGAAUACCCGCCUUAGUCCUGCUAUAA
Molecule: messenger RNA, 325 nt
Organism: Staurois parvus
Lineage: Eukaryota; Metazoa; Chordata; Amphibia; Anura; Ranidae
Source: the annotation of a GenBank genome assembly